Molecule: messenger RNA, 3078 nt
Organism: Tetrahymena thermophila SB210
Lineage: Eukaryota; Ciliophora; Oligohymenophorea; Hymenostomatida; Tetrahymenidae
Product: response regulator receiver domain protein
Exons: 2
Biological process (GO): phosphorylation; phosphorelay signal transduction system
Molecular function (GO): phosphorelay sensor kinase activity
Source: RefSeq, a predicted model, not a curated record
AUGGCGGAUGUAAGUAAUAAGAAAAUUAAGAAGAAUUUUGAGGUAAAUGAGGUAAUGAAUGUCUUCACUCUUAGAUUCUUUGAUAAAAACAUUUAGAGUCAUUACUAAAAAAAUUAAGAACGGUAACUAAUAAUAAAUCGGAAAGUCCUUAAAGGUGGUCUCUUCCUUAUAGGGUUAGGGUUUUUUAUAGAUAAUAUUUUAAUUGAUUAGAAUAUAAUCAAAAGUAUCCAAAUUAGUAGUAUUCUUAUCGUAGCCAGCAUUUGCCUUUUUGUAUUUGAAAGAUUCAUUUUAAGAUAUUUUAGUUUAAUAAUUACGAUAAUAUGCAUCACAAUAACAAUUAUAGACUUAUCAUAAAAUGAUAACAUAAAGGAUAUAGAUCUUAUUUAUGAACAUUUAUGGGUAGUGUACAAUAAAGGAAUUAUUUUAAUGACACAUGUAAUUGUUGCUCUAAGCUGUGUUCCUGAAUGGUACUAUAGAACAGCAAUCCUUGCUAGUUCUACUCAAUUCAUAUUCAUUGGAUAAUUUAUUAUAAAUUAUUAUAACAACUGCAUCUAAAUUCAAGUAAUAUUUUUUAUAGCAGUAGCAAGCUUUUAUUUUGAGGAGAAAAGGGCUAAAAAAAUGUAUUAUAGAAAGUAGAUGAAGAAAAAAGAACUGGAAAGUUGGAAGCUUAUGCUUGAUUAAAUUGUUCCAGUCUCUGUAUUUGUUGUAAAUAAAGAAUCCUCUCAAAUUAAUUAAAAUUCUAAUACUACAACUCAGCCAAUAAGCUAAACAAAUAUAAUACCAUAAAAUAUCAAUUUAGAUUAAGUUAUAAUGUAAAGUAAAAUGAACAUAGAGUUUAUCAAUAAAACUUGCUUAAAGACUUUCGAUAUAUAAUCAAAAGAAGAAUUUUAACAGAAAUUGAGGAAAAUUUUAGUUAAAAAGCGAUAUACAUAAAAGCAUCAUAUAAACUUGAAGGAUAUCAAAAUUGAAACUCCAUCAAAUUAAAAUUAAUUGAUUGUGAGUCCUCUAUUUAAAAGAAGUCCAAAUUCAUAAAAUUCUUUAUACCGUUAGGAUAUUUCCCUGAGAACAUUUAAUUACAGAAAAAAUAUUUAAGAUUUAGAAACUUACAGUAAAAACUUAUUUAAGAUUAUAGAAUAACUGAGAAAUCCUAAGUAAAAGCUUUAGCUGCCAGUUUAAUAAAAUUCUAUGAAAAUAAAUUUAUAAGCUGAUAGCAUUAGCAGUAAAUCAAAUAACAACACUUUUUAAAUACAAAAUAUACAUCAUGCAAAUAAUAGUAAUAAUUAUCAACUAGAUAUGACCAAUACAUAUGAUAAUCAAAUAAAUCAGAAUCCUCAUUUAAAGCAGCAUUAGUAUCUGAAUUGCAAGUACAUUACUUAUAUCAAUUCUAUUUAAAAUGGAAGUAAUAAAUAAAAAGAAAGAAAAAUACAAUACUAUGAUAUAAGACUAAUUGAAGCUGCAUGGAACGGAAAGGAUUCAAUAAUUGGAGUAAUCACUGAUGUCUCUGAGCAAGUCAUGGCAGAAAGAAAAUAAGAAAUGAUGUCAUACAAAAACUCAGUCAUGAAUACAAUUACUCAUGAUCUGAAGACUCCACUUAAUGGAAUUUAACUUAUUUUAGGAAGUUCUCUUGAGGGUAACAAAACUUAAAAGAAAGAGCUUAAAGAGUCUAUAAAAAAUGCAUUGGUGCAAGGUCAUUUACUAGAAUCUCGAAUAAAUGAUUUAUUGGAUUACUCUAAAUUAGUGCAUGCGGUAGAAGACUCAUCAGAUGUUAAAGUUAAUAUAGAUAGCUUUGAUAUAAAUGAGUCGAUACUGUUUUGUUUAUCUUUAUAUAAAUAAUCAGCUUGCAAAAAAGGAAUAAAUAUCUUUUUUAAUGAUAUAAAUUUAAUUUUAUAGCCACCAGGCACAAAAUUUCCUGUACUUAUUAGUCAUAACGAUAAAUAGCGAUUUCAGUAAAUUUUAAUAAAUCUAGUUGGAAAUGCCCUUAAAUUUACUUUUUAAGGUUAUAUUAAAUUAUAGACUGAGGUUUAAAGCCCAAAUGAGUUAUAAAUAUCUGUAGUUGAUACAGGUAUCGGCAUGCCUCAAAGUCUUAAGAUUAAUUUACAAGACAAAUCAUAGAAUUUUUAAUUUGAAACAAGGUAGCCAGAAAAGAAAAAUAUGAGACAUGGAAUCGGACUUGGGUUAGAUGUAAGCAAAAGAUUAAUUAGAUUGAUAACUAAAGAAGAUAGCUUAAGUGUUAAUUCUGAGUAAAAUCUAGGUACAACAAUUACAUUUAAAAUGUUAUUAAAUUAUGAAAAUCCAGUAUCUAAAUAAAUUUUAAACACAAAUAAUGAAUAAAAUAAUUAAAGCUCAAUCAUUUCUUCUGUAUAAAUUUCAACAGAAAAAUCAGCUUCCUUAAAUUCAAACUAUCAUCUUGUACCAAUGUUUAAUACUAAAUUUAUUGAUAAAACUUAGCAAAACACUACUUUAAAGAUUAUGAUAGUAGAUGAUACUAGUUUUAAUAUAAUAGCUUUACAGAAUUACAUUCAAAAAAUACUUUAAGGAAAGUGUAUAAUUGAUGUUGCCUAUAACGGCCUGCAGGCUAUCAAUAUUUAUAAAAAAAGAUUAUAAGAGUAAAGAAAGAAACAUCCCUUCUAAUAAAUUGUAUUUUAAGAAUCUGAGCUUCAUAAUAAAUGUGAUGUAAGUGAGUUUGAAAAUUCUUAUUUAUCUGAUAAUAUUGUAAAUGAUAUCAAUUGUUCAAGUGAAAUGAACAGCUAAAUUUGUGAAAGAUACAAAAAAAUGAGUUCAUUAGGAAGAAAAGAAAAUUUUAAUUUAAAAAGCCCUUACGAUACUAUUUUUAUGGAUAUAAAUAUGCCAAUAAUGGAUGGAUACUAAGCAAUUACAACAAUAAGAAACCUAGAAAAAAGCUGCGGUAUGGAAUACCCAUCUUUCAUAGCAGUAGUAACAGCGUUUGGAGAAGAAUGUGAUAGAUAAGAUAGUAUAAAUAUAGGUGCAAAUUACCAUAUAACCAAGCCAUUAAAGCAAGAAUAAUUAAAACUAAUACUUGAUUGCUGCAAAAAUUAACAAAUUCAAAACUAAUUAUGA